CAGCGUGUUGUACCGGGUGUUGUUGAAAAUGUUGUAAAUCGGGUGUUAUAUCGAGUCGGCGUUGCGUUUUGUUAGUAAGUUUUGUUCUUUUUCGUGUCGGUUAUUGAUUGAAUUGCGCUCAAAGCCGCCGCGCUCGCCGCCGCUCGCAAGCAGUUUCCUGCAUUACCGGCCAUGGAGGCCUCGUUACGUUAAAUAAUCAAUAACACAAAGUCGGUCUGUUUUAACAACAAUCGGGCCGUGAGGCGAUGAUCGGCGUGUCAUCUGGGGUCCCACUUGGCCAGUGAGCCCCCUGGCCCGUUCCGGAAGCCCGCCAGCUGUCAAAUCGUCCGAAUCUCAUUUUCGUAUCCUUGGAGACUGCCCUAGCAACCGAUACAACAACAUAACAACAUUAGGUAAAUCCGCAAUCGGUGUGUGUUUUUGUGUUUGGUGGCGUUUUUGCGGCACGUGCCCCCGACGACGCCGCCCCCGCCCGCCGCCCCGCGUCCAUUAAUAACUUUAAAUUAGUUUCGACGAGUCAAAGGGCGCAAUUAGGGGGGCUGAAUUAGCCUAGCAGUGAAGGAAGAGAGAGGGCAUCAGGAGUAGCCUUGGAAACGCAGCCAUGGCAACUACAGCUCGAUUUGCUGCAGCAGGAGGCAGCAGCAGCCCUCCCACCCCCACGCCAGCCACUUCACCCCCAGCACAGACUCCGGCUACCCAGCUAAUAGUACUGCCUGCUAGUUUGCACCAGUCGGGGACUGGAGGGGCUAUCGUCAACGGAGUGCCGGUCAUAGACGUCUCAGCACUGGAGCAGGCAGCUGAGUCAAGCAACGAGAGCACAGCCACUGCUGAGCAACAAGGGGAAACCCACGAUACGGAUACCAUAGCACAGACUUCGCCGCAUUUUAUCACAGUCACAGAAGCUGCGGCUAGAUCAUACGCUUCUUUAACACCAGUUCAGCCUGCAGUAGUUGCCGACGGUGACACGGUGGCAUCGCAUCAAAGCUAUCACAUACAGUAUGUGGAGCCCGAGAUCUACGCAUCCCAAACGAAUAGCGGACAGGCACAAAUGGCGUAUCCGGUAUACACCGUGGGCGAAUCAACGACGUUGUACUCGGCCGGUCAGGGCCAAUACUACGCCGCCACGAACACCGGCUCCGCCUCCACGGGCGGUACCGUCGGUUACAGUACCACAAGUGGUCACUACGUCGUCCAACAGGCCGUAGACCCCGACACUUUAAUCGCAUCGACGCGAAACUCCCCUCAAACAACAAACGCUGAACCGAGCUAUGUAGCUACAGGGACCGUGCAUGCGACUCAGAGCAACACCGUGAGCAAUGAGGAGGUGGGCUCGGCGUUGGGACACGCCACGAGGGUGUCUCCGGCUACAGUGCAAUGGUUGUUGGAGAAUUACGAGACGGCUGAAGGGGUGUCUUUGCCUCGGUCCACACUCUAUGCUCAUUAUUUGCGACAUUGUGCUGAGAAUAAAUUAGAGCCGGUGAAUGCGGCCUCGUUCGGGAAAUUGAUAAGAUCGGUGUUUCUCGGGUUGAGGACGCGAAGACUCGGCACUAGAGGCAACUCCAAGUACCAUUACUACGGAAUUCGGGUAAAACCCGGUUCCUCGUUGAUGAAUAUGGACGAGUCGGGGAAUCGAGUCGUCUUGAAUACAUCGAACGCUUCGGGGAAGGCCCAAGGAACGGUUAGGCCGUUUAAGCGAAAUUCGGAUUCGUCCGAUGCGUCGAUUUCCGUUAGUGUUUUGUCGCAACAUGUGACCUAUUUGGGGGAUGGGAGUAACGCGAUUCCUGCUUUUCCCGAUAUACAUUUCAACGCUGAGUCGCUACCCGACGAGUGUGGGUAUGAAGACGUCGAUACUUUGAAGUCCAUAUAUAGGGAACAUUUAGAAGCCUUCUUAGAUGCCAUAUUAAGUUUAGAAUUUACCACAAUAGAGUCGUUGUGGAGGGAAUUCUGGCGAUCACAAUAUAAUAAUAACGGCGACGAAUGCGAAGAAGAAAAGUAUUUGUCGAAGUCGAAAUUGUUCUGUUUGUGUUCGAUGGAAGCUGUACAGCAGUUUAUGAAGCAUGUGGAUUUGGUUUUUUAUCAAAAUUUGAUACAAGUUUUGGUACCUGAUGUACUUAAGCCGAUACCGGCGACUCUCACUCAGUCGAUUAGGAAUUUUGCCAAAAACUUGGAAAACUGGCUGACGAGCGCCAUGGCAGGGGCCCCCGCCGGCAUGUUGACGGUAAAACUAUCCGCCGUUUCGGCCUUCAGCUCGAGCCUUCGCCGCUACACAUCUCUCAACCACCUAGCCCAAGCCGCUCGUGCCGUACUCCACAACAGCACUCAAAUCGCUCAAAUGUUGACCGAUUUGAAUCGUGUCGACUUCCACAGCGUGCGCGAACAAGCCUCCUGGGUGUGUCAAUGCGACAACGAGAUCGUUGCGCGCUUCGAAAACGACUUCAAACUGACUUUGCAACAACAAAACUCGCUCGAACAGUGGGCCUCCUGGCUGAAGAACGUCGUCAAGAGUGCGCUGAAACCCUACGAAGGAAAACCGAGCUUUUCCAAGGCGGCGAGGCAGUUCCUGCUCAAGUGGAGUUUCUACAGUUCGAUGGUCAUCCGGGAUUUGACUUUGAGGUCAGCUGCGAGUUUCGGGUCGUUCCACUUGAUUCGGUUGCUCUACGACGAGUAUAUGUUUUAUUUGAUUGAGCAUCAAGUCGCCGAAGCUACGGGUGUUGUUCCUAUUGCUGUUAUUCUGGAAGGAAUUAAACAGGACAUUAUGCAGAACAGUUUGUCGAUUUAUGGCAACGAUGGGGUUUGCAACGGGGGUGUGAGCGCGAAAUUGAGUUGUGUGAGCCCCUCUGACCACCUUUCGAAACGGGCGAAAAUUAGCUAGCUUUCGAAAGGGGCGAAGUUUAUCGUGACGUUUCAAUAAGUUGUUUUCGGUUGGUUUUGUUGCGGUAAAUGAGGGACCAUUGUUUUCUUUGUUUUUUUUUCAUAGUAUGAUUAAUUUAUUUCACGUAUUUAGGAUGUGUCAUUUAAAUGUUUGAAUUGUGCAAUUGGUUAUGAAGCAUGUAUAAGUGCCGUCAAAUUUGUGUGACAAUAGGUGUAUAUAUCAUACUUAUAUAUGUACAUUGCCGCUAAAGGAAUUCUGUAAUUAUAAGUCACUGAGAUCAAGAGUUACUUAGACUGAUUUCGUUGGAUUUUGUUGUAUGUACAUAAUUAUUUAUUCGUUUUUUUCCUUUCUGUGUGUUUAAUAAUUGUUGUUUUUC
Tribolium madens (black flour beetle) is the source of this 3245-nucleotide messenger RNA. RefSeq names its product transcription factor RFX3-like. The coding region runs from base 599 to 2869 and encodes 756 amino acids. Gene Ontology annotation, molecular function: RNA polymerase II cis-regulatory region sequence-specific DNA binding; DNA-binding transcription factor activity, RNA polymerase II-specific. Lineage: Eukaryota; Metazoa; Arthropoda; Insecta; Coleoptera; Tenebrionidae. The record is from RefSeq and is a predicted model, not a curated record. Gene Ontology annotation, biological process: regulation of transcription by RNA polymerase II. The transcript has 13 exons.